Molecule: messenger RNA, 2224 nt
Organism: Maniola jurtina (meadow brown)
Lineage: Eukaryota; Metazoa; Arthropoda; Insecta; Lepidoptera; Nymphalidae
Gene: Noc2
Product: nucleolar complex protein 2 homolog
Exons: 6
Coding region: 115-2172 (685 amino acids)
Biological process (GO): negative regulation of transcription by RNA polymerase II; ribosomal large subunit biogenesis
Cellular component (GO): nucleolus; Noc1p-Noc2p complex; nucleoplasm
Molecular function (GO): histone binding; transcription corepressor activity
Source: RefSeq, a predicted model, not a curated record
AUUCGUGAAGUGAACCACGAGGUUUUGUUUUGAAUUAGUGUUUAAAUUAAAAUUACCUAUAUAAAAAUUGAAAUUUAUUUGCUACAAUAGUUAUUUUCUAUCAUCAGUUAGAACAUGCCGUCUGUGAAGAAAACAAAAAUUAAAAAAACUAAAAUGCCACCACAACCUCAAAACAAUUCAGAUUCAGAAGAGGAGAUGAACCCGGAAAGUCAUAAAAAGUCCCUGGAAAAGUUGAAGAAAAUCGACCCAGACUUUUAUAACUUCCUUGAAGAAAAUGACGAGAAUCUUUUAAACUUUGAGGCAGAUUCGGAGGACGAUGUUUCAGAAAAAGGUGACGAUGAUGAUAAGUUGCAUGUACCCGGAGCAAUCACAGGCGACAGUGACGAGAGUGAUUUUGAAGAUGAAACUGCUAAACCUGUACAAGGCAGAGUUACUCUCAAGAUGGUGGCACAGUGGCAAACAGAGUUGCAAAGCGAGGGGAAGAUUAAGCUAGCAACAUUAACCACAGUCAUAAAGGCAUUCAAUGCUGCCAUGUUGAGAGCUACCAGCGAUGAUGGCUCAUCCAAAGGGGAAUUUAAAGUUGAAGGUUCAUCAAUCUUCAACUCGGUAAUACAAAUGUGUGUACUAUACUUGCCCACUGCAAUUAAAAAGUACCUAGGCGUGGAACAGUCUGGAAAGGAUCCAAAGAAAUGCAAACACUAUAUCAAGAUCAAGGGACCUCUGUUAGCAUACUUGAAAGACUUGCUAAAACUACUUGGCAGUGUAACUUCUGAAAACAUUUUAACUGUACUUCUCAAACAUUUGCAUCAAAUGUCUGUAUAUGUUGCUUGUUUUACAAGUAUAUCUAAGCAAGCAUUGAAAAAACUUAUUAGUCUAUGGAGUAAUAGUGAGGAAACUGUACGAGUUCUUGCAUUUUUGUGCAUUUUACGAAUAACAAGGAAUCAACAAACAGCACUAUUAGAUUUGGUGUUGAAAGCAAUGUACUUGACAUAUGUUAAGAAUUGUAAAUUUGUGAGCCCUACCACUUGGCCGGGAAUAAACUUCAUGAGACGGUCAUUAGUUGAGAUGUUUACAUUGGACUUGAAUGUCUCAUAUCAACAUGUAUUUCUGUAUAUAAGGCAAUUAGCUAUACAUUUAAGGAAUGCGAUUGUUGUACAGAAAAUUGAGAACCGACAGGCAGUUUACAACUGGCAAUUUAUAAACUCCCUACAUUUAUGGGCGGAUUUAAUAGCAGCAACAUCAAAUAAGUCUCAAUUGCAGCCAUUGCUUUACCCUCUGGUAAUGGUGAUAACUAAUACAAUAAAGCUGGUACCAACACAUCAGUACUAUCCACUGAGAUUCCAUUGUGUUGAGAUUCUAAUAAAUCUUUCUAAGGACACCAAUACCUUCAUUCCAGUGCUACCGUUUCUUGUAGAGGUUUUAACAUCAUACGACUUCAACAAGAAACACAAGAAAGUCUCAAUGAAGCCAUUAGACUUCUCGUGUGUGCUGCGGCUAGCCAAGUCGCAGCUGAUGGAGAAUGGCUUCAAGGACUCAGUAAUCGAUAGAGUGUACGGUCUACUUCUAGAAUAUACCGCCAACGAGUCACACUCUAUUGCUUUCCCAGAUCUUACCUUAUUGGCUGUUGUUCAGAUGAAACAGUUCCUCAAGUCAUGCUCAGUUUCAAAUUACACCAAGAAAAUGCGGCAAUUGUUAGAAAAGAUAGAGGAAAACUCCAAAUUCAUUGAGAAGGAAAGAGCUAAAAUCAGUUUUGCUCUCAGCGAAGACAAAAUGGUAGCUGCGUGGCAGGCAAGCAUUAGAGCCAAGGGAACGCCCUUAAUUACAUUCUUUGAUAGCUGGAAUAAAAUCAACAAGAUACAAAAACGUAAGAAAAUCACCAAGAAUGACGAAAUAGCGGGAGUAUUACCUCUGAUUAAGAGAGCCAAGAUAGCUGACACAGAAGAAAAGAUACAGAAACCUGAAAACAAAGGUCCUUUAGUCCUGUUCCCAUCGGAUAGCGAGGAUGAAGGGGAUCAUUUCAAAUUGGAGGAAGGCACUGAGGAACCGAAACCGAAAAAGGUGAAAAAGAAGACCAAUAAAAAGAAGGGACAGAAAAAGAUAGCAGCACCUGAAAUGGAGAGUGUACCAGAUAAGGCAGACGUUGUACAGGAUUUUAGUGUCAGUGACUGGUGAACAAUUGAUUUAUUAAUUAUUAUUUAUCUAAUAAAGGAAAUGUAAUUAUGUG